UCCAUUUUCAUUCUUUUAAUGCUUUUUAAUUCUACCAAAAGAAAAAAAAAAGAAAAGAAAAAAACCAGAUAAAAGAAAUCACUUCUUUGUGGUUGUUUCUGUUCUGGUCCUCCAAAUGUGGAAUCCAAACAAGUCCUUGAACUCCAUCCCUCAUCUUCUCCAUCUCUCACUGUUCAUCAUUCUCCAAGUUUCUGCUGAAGUUCAUGGAAAUCCUGCUAAUGAGAUUGUGGACAUGAUAAAUCAGAAUAGAACAUCAAACAAGCUACCAAAAUUGUAUGACAGUGCAGGACUAGGCUGCAUGGCUUUGCAAUACAUAUCUGAAUGCACUGGAAACUGCAGUAAAAAUAAUACCAUGAAUUGCCGUCCACCAGAAGUAAAUAUUACCGAAGUUUAUGCGCCGAAUUGCGGUGUAGAGCUACCCACAGUUGGUAUUAUAUCUGGUCAUCUUCUUGGCUGCAAUUGGAAUGAACUAAGUCCACAACAAGCCUUUUCCAGUGUUCUGAUACAAAACAAGCAAAUGCUUACUCUUUUGCAUAGUAAAGAACAUACUGAAGUUGGUGUAGGAUUCAGUAAAGAUCAUCGAGGACCGAAUUUCUGGUGUGUGUUAUUCAGCAGUGGGAAAACAAACUCUAGUUUUGUUCUUGAAGGCGGAAAAGGGAUCGAACAAAAGACCGGUUGUUUCAGUGGAACUGAUCUCCCUUGCAGUGCCGGAAUGAAGCUUUUCCUUUCGGAAAUUCUCUUAGCUGUUGUUGUUGUUCUUCUGGUUUUUCUGCAUUCUUGUAUGCUCAAUUGAGUUGUAUUUGUAGAUAUUUCUGAACACCUGUUGUUGCUUGCAAUCAGAAAAUUUUUGUUCUGUAUUUCUGAACACCUGUUGUUUACAAUUUGAAAAUUUUAUAGACAGUUAAAUAGAGAGUUUUUGAUGCA
This is a messenger RNA of Dioscorea cayenensis subsp. rotundata (Guinea yam), 924 nucleotides long. RefSeq lists its product as uncharacterized. The transcript has 2 exons. NCBI's taxonomy places the organism in Eukaryota, Viridiplantae, Streptophyta, Magnoliopsida, Dioscoreales, Dioscoreaceae. The coding region runs from base 116 to 793 and encodes 225 amino acids. The record is from RefSeq and is a predicted model, not a curated record.